Molecule: messenger RNA, 1231 nt
Organism: Castor canadensis (American beaver)
Lineage: Eukaryota; Metazoa; Chordata; Mammalia; Rodentia; Castoridae
Source: RefSeq, a predicted model, not a curated record
UCUUUCUCUACCUACCAAGUCAUGGAAGAUCUAAAGGAAACGUUGUAUGAAGAAUUUGAGAACUACUCCUAUCCCCUGGAAUAUUAUUCCCUGGAAUCUGAUUUGGAGGAGAAAGUCUACCUAGGUGUUGUUCACUGGGUCUCCCUGGUGUUAUGUGGCUUAGCGUUUGUUCUGGGAAUUCCAGGAAAUGCCAUUGUCAUUUGGUUCACAGGAUUUAAGUGGAAGAAGACAGUUACCACUGUCUGGUUCCUCAAUCUGGCCAUUGCGGAUUUCAUUUUUGUUCUCUUCCUGCCCCUGUACAUCUCCUAUGUGGCCAUGAAUUUCCACUGGCCCUUUGGCAUUUGGUUGUGCAAGGCCAAUUCCUUCAUUGCCCAGUUGAACAUGUUUUCUAGUGUUUUCUUCCUGACAGUGAUCAGCCUGGACCGCUAUAUCCACUUGAUCCAUCCUGUCUUGUCUCAUCGGUAUCGAACUCUGAGGAACUCCCUGGUUGUUGUUUUAUUUGUCUGGCUUUUAGCUUCUCUAAUUGGUGGUCCUGCCCUAUACUUCCGGGACACUCUGGAGCUCAAUAACCACACUCUUUGCUAUAACAAUUUCCACGAGCAUGAUCCUGACCUCACUUUGAUGAGGCACCAUGUUCUGACCUGGGUGAAAUUUAUCAUCGGCUACCUCUUCCCUUUGCUAACGAUGAGUAUUUGCUACCUGUGUCUCAUCUUCAAGGUGAAUAAGAGAAGCAUACUGAUUUCCAGUAAGCAUUUCUGGACAAUCCUGGUUGUGGUCAUGGCCUUUUUGAUUUGCUGGACUCCUUAUCACCUGUUUAGCAUUUGGGAGCUCACCAUUCACCAUAGUAGCUACUUUCUCCCGGUGCUGCAGGCCGGACUCCCCCUCUCUACUGGUUUGGCAUUCCUUAAUAGUUGCUUGAACCCCAUCCUUUAUGUCCUAAUUAGUAAAAAGUUCCAAGCUCGCUUCAGGGCCUCUGUUGCUGAGAUACUAAAGCAUACACUGUGUGAAGUAAGCUGUUCUGGCACAGUCAGUGAACAGCUCAGAAACUCUGAAACCAAAAAUCUGUCUCUCCUGGAAACAGCUCAGUGAGUAUUACUCUUCCAAGAAUCUGUGUAAGGUUUUUCGUGUGAGUCCCCUGACAAAUGUUUCCAGAUUUAAAUUUGGUUCUAAGAUUUGGAACUGACCAUACUCUUUAUUUUUGGUCAACUUAUUGGCCUCACAUUUUUGUGUG